Acinonyx jubatus (cheetah) is the source of this 2772-nucleotide messenger RNA. RefSeq names its product activating transcription factor 1 (gene ATF1). Gene Ontology annotation, cellular component: ATF4-CREB1 transcription factor complex; nucleus. The record is from RefSeq and is a predicted model, not a curated record. The transcript is spliced from 7 exons. The coding region runs from base 1194 to 2009 and encodes 271 amino acids. Lineage: Eukaryota; Metazoa; Chordata; Mammalia; Carnivora; Felidae. Gene Ontology annotation, molecular function: protein binding; DNA-binding transcription factor activity, RNA polymerase II-specific; RNA polymerase II cis-regulatory region sequence-specific DNA binding. Gene Ontology annotation, biological process: regulation of transcription by RNA polymerase II.
UGCUCACAGACAAGAGUUCAAAGCCACGGACAUGAGAUGCUGGGUGUAGUUCUGGGGGAAGGCUGCGAAACACACACUGAAUGGUGUUUUCGCUUUUCUUCUUUUUCCCUGAAAGUGAAAAUCCUCUUUCUUCGGAUUUCUUUUGGUUAGCGAAAUCAGAUAUUAGUGUGGGUUUUUUGUAAAAGUGAAGUGAUGGAACACACAUUUUCAGUAAGCAGGGGGAUAGCUGUAAUACUCCUUGAGAAUACCCUUCUGAGGCUUUUUCAGCAUAGUUUUGGCAAGCAUCUUUGUCAGACUGACCUGGGCUGUGAUAAGAGUCCGUAUGUUAGGUUUAGGUUGCAAAAUGCAUUUUGUCUUGAGAAUUUCAUUACCGGCAGAAAUAAGCAGGUUCAUUAAAAUGCUCCUUUUCCGAUGGAGUUUAUAAUGUGCAGUUACCUCGGUGUCCCAGCUGGAAUCAGUACUGUUGUCCUAACGCUGAAUGUGUUUGUUCUAUGAUUUGUAGUUAAUCCUUUGAGGUUCUGUUUGGUCUGCGAUGUAUACAGAUGUAUACAUCUGCACAGUACUGUUAUGUCACCAGUAGGUGGUAGUCCCCUCUCAACAUGCUUUUUCUUCCCAUAUCAUCCUACUUAAUUAUAAUGAAUUUUUAACUCUAAAGUAGGAUGUUUUCUUGUGUCUGAAUUGUCCUGAGUCUAAAGCUGAGUUGAAGUAAUUGUCUGAAUAUGUAUUUUUUUUAAUGUUUAUUCAUUUUUGAGAGAGAGAGAGUGAGCAAGCAGGGGAGGAGCAGAGACAGGGAGGGAGACACAGGAUCCCAAGCUGGCUCCAUGCUGUCAGUGCAGAGCCGAAAUCAGGAGUCCGAUGCUUAGCCUACUGAGCCACCCAGGCAUCCCUAAAUAUAUUUCUUUAACCAUUAUUUUCAUCUAUAGCUAGAUAAACCCCAACUAAAGACAUUGAUUUAUUCACCUUUAAUAAACAUGCAAGGUGUUAGUGCUGUGUUGGGACAGGAUAUGGUCCUUAGCUCCCUAGAGCUUGCAUUCUGGUGCUGUUCAGAAAACAGGCCGUCACAGUACUGGGAUAAGUGCCAUGAGCAGAGGGGGUAACAUGUUCUGUGGGGAGGUAGCCAGAGCUUCUAGACUUGUCUGAGGGAGUAAUGAAAGUUUGCUUGGAAGAAUAAAUAACUCAAAGGAGUAGGCCACAUGAAGAGAAGAAAAGGAGUGUCUUCUGGCAGAGGGAAUGGCAUGUGUGAAAGCCUGAAGUUGAUUAUGGAAGAUUCCCACAAGAGUAACACUUCAGAGACAGCACCGCAACCGGGUUCUGCAGUUCAGGGAGCUCAUAUUUCUCAUAUUGCUCAACAGAUGGCAUUAAGAGGAUCUGCGCCAGUGACAAUUAUACCUCUUCCUGGAGAGCAAGUACAGGUUCAGGGGGUCAUCCAGACAGCUCAGUCUUCUGUAAUUCACCCACCACACGUGCAAACGGUGUCAUCUUUAUCAGAAAGUGAGGAGUCUCAGGACUCAUCAGACAGUAUAGGCUCUUCACAGAAAGCCCACGGGAUCCUAGCACGGCGCCCAUCUUAUAGAAAAAUUUUGAAAGAUCUAUCCUCUGAAGAUACACGGGGCAGAAAAGGAGACGGAGAAAACCCUGGAGUUUCUGCUGUCACUUCUAUGUCUGUUCCAACUCCCAUCUAUCAAACUAGCAGUGGACAGUACACUGCAUCAGGAGAUAUGCAGACGUAUCAGAUCCGUACCACACCUUCAGCUACUUCGCUGCCACAGACUGUGGUGAUGACAUCUCCUGUGACUCUUACAUCUCAGACAUCUAAGACAGAUGACCCCCAACUGAAGAGAGAAAUAAGGUUGAUGAAAAACAGAGAAGCUGCUCGAGAAUGUCGCAGAAAGAAGAAAGAAUAUGUGAAAUGCCUGGAAAAUCGAGUUGCAGUCUUGGAAAAUCAAAAUAAAACUCUAAUAGAAGAGUUAAAAACUUUGAAGGAUCUUUAUUCUCAUAAAAGUGUUUGAUUAAGAAAGAAAAUAUUUUUGCAGACUUGCCUAAAAAUUAGAUGGAUUUCUUUUCUUUUUAGUGGAGUUUUAUAAAUUAAAAGGUCAAAAAUGAAGCUUUUUAUUUAGGCUUUUGCAACUCAAAGAUAAUCUUAUGCAAGAGAUCUGGUGACAGAAGAUAAAGUGGAAAAUGACCUCAAGGAAGUCACUAGCACAGGUGGAAGCCCUGGAAAAAUGAAACCCACUCAAGAAGAGGGAAGUGAGCUCUCACACCAAUUUGAAUUUCCUAAAUGACAAUAACCCAAAAAUGCCAGAGAAGAUGAAAUUUGGUAAAUUAGUUUUAAAAUCAGUUUACCCUGUAGGUUUGCAUUUCUUACUGUUUCCUAAAAUUUACCUUUUUCACUUUGUGUGCGCGCGCGAGUGUUUUAUUUCUGCCAAUAAAUUUUAAAUUACAAAUAGAAAAGCUAAUACAUAACUAAAUAUAUAAAUUAUGUGUUCUAAUUACGUAUACUUGUUCUAUCGUCAGAUCGUUGAAAUGGGUUUUUUAAAGUUUGUUUCUUGGACUUGAGAGGGGUUUUGAGACUUGGGUUUAACUGUUUUUGAGGCUUUGUCCUCAAAGGCAUUUAAGGUACAUGAAUGGAGUAUGGUGAUUUUGUAACAUUUUUUAUCAGGAUGGAAAGAGAACUUCUGUUUAAAAGUUUGAUACUUUUAAAUAGUUUGUUUUUUGGUUACUCUGGGAAUGGAGAUUUUCUACAAAUAUAUAAUAAAUUGUUUUUUGAUUCUA